Molecule: messenger RNA, 2620 nt
Organism: Leptopilina heterotoma
Lineage: Eukaryota; Metazoa; Arthropoda; Insecta; Hymenoptera; Figitidae
Gene: Xpd
Product: general transcription and DNA repair factor IIH helicase subunit XPD
Exons: 13
Coding region: 75-2354 (759 amino acids)
Biological process (GO): positive regulation of mitotic recombination; transcription by RNA polymerase II; nucleotide-excision repair
Cellular component (GO): nucleus
Molecular function (GO): hydrolase activity, acting on acid anhydrides, in phosphorus-containing anhydrides; DNA helicase activity; damaged DNA binding
Source: RefSeq, a predicted model, not a curated record
GUCUAGUGUAAACUUCGUUCACGAUAUUGUUGUUUUUACUUCUGGCCAUAACUGAAUUUUUCGGACUAAUCAAAAUGAAGAUCAGUGUUGAUGGGCUGGUGGUUUACUUUCCGUACGAUUAUAUUUAUCCAGAGCAGUAUGCGUACAUGUUGGAACUGAAACGUGGCCUCGAUGCAAAAGGUCAUUGCCUUCUGGAAAUGCCGUCAGGUACUGGCAAGACAGUCACUCUGUUGUCGUUGAUUGUAGCAUACAUGAUGGAACAUCCUCACAGUGUCUCAAAGUUGAUAUAUUGCUCUCGAACUAUGCCAGAAAUAGAAAAGGUCAUACAGGAGCUAAAGACAUUGAUAGACUAUUAUGAAAAAGAGUCGGAAAAGAAAUGGAACAUGUUAGCUCUAGUUUUAAGUUCUAGAAAGAAUUUAUGCAUUCAUCCGGAGGUUAGUAAAGAAAGAGAUGGAAAAAUUGUUGACAGCCGUUGUCAUGCUUUAACUGCUUCCUAUGUUCGGGAGAGGCAUCAUUAUGACGAUAGUGUGCCAACUUGUAGUUUUUAUGAAACAUUUGAUUUGGAAGGCCGUGAGUUACUUAUGUCUUCUGGAAUUUACUCCCUUGAAGAUUUAAAAAAUUAUUCAAGAGAAAGAAAUUGGUGUCCAUAUUUUUUGGCACGAUUUACGAUUAUACAAGCACAUAUUGUGGUUUAUAGUUAUCAUUAUUUAUUAGAUCCAAAAAUUGCUGAAACUGUUUCGAAAGAAUUAGCGAAAAAUUCAGUAGUUGUCUUCGACGAAGCACAUAAUAUUGAUAACGUGUGCAUUGACUCUAUGAGUGUAAAAAUUAACAGAAGAACAAUGGAGAAAUGUUCUGCUAAAAUUCAAAUUCUUGAAAAAGCAGUAUCUGAAAUGAGAGAAGACGAUGUAAAUAAAUUGCAAGAAGAAUAUAAUCAACUAGUUGAAGGAUUAAAGGAUGCUCAAAUCGCAAGAGAGACUGAUGUAAUCUUAGCUAAUCCUGUUUUGCCAAGUGAAAUAUUACAAGAAGUUGUUCCUGGAAAUAUCAGAAAUGCUGAGCACUUCAUUAGUUUCUUAAAACGCUUCGUAGAGUACGUGAAAACGCGUUUGCGCGUUCAACAUGUGGUACAAGAGUCUCCUGCCUCAUUUUUGAGAGAUACUCAAAGUAAAGUUUGCAUUGAGCGAAAACCACUAAAAUUUUGUGCUGAACGUUUGGCGUCACUUCUAAGGACUUUGGAAUUAACGGACAUAACAGACUUUUCUCCUUUAAUACUAGUAACUCAUUUGGCAACGCUGGUGGCCACUUACACGAAAGGAUUUACAAUAAUUAUUGAACCUUUUGAUGAUAAGACGUCGACCGUCUUGAAUCCAGUCUUGCAUUUUAGUUGCCUAGACUGUUCCAUAGCGAUGAAACCUAUUUUCGAUAGGUUUCAGUCUGUCGUUAUCACGUCCGGAACACUAUCUCCACUUGAUAUGUACCCGAAAAUUCUGAAUUUCCACCCUGUUAUUAUGUCAUCCUUUACUAUGACAUUGGCGAGACCAUGUCUCCUGCCAAUGAUUGUAUCAAAAGGACAAGAUCAAGCUGUUAUUUCCUCCAAGUACGAAACUAGAGAGGACGUUUCAGUUAUAAGGAAUUAUGGACAGCUAUUGGUGGAAUUCGCUGCGAUCGUCCCUGAUGGUAUGGUCUGCUUCUUCACUUCAUACUUAUAUAUGGAAUCUGUUGUUGCAGCCUGGUACGACCAAGGCAUGGUAGACCAGCUUCAAAGGCACAAGUUACUUUUUAUCGAAACUCAAGACUCUGCAGAGACCAGCUUAGCUCUGAUAAAUUAUAUUAAAGCUUGUGAAAAUGGCAGAGGUGCAGUGCUACUUUCUGUUGCAAGAGGAAAAGUCUCGGAGGGUGUCGAUUUCGAUCAUCAUUUGGGCAGAGCUGUAUUGAUGUUUGGGAUUCCUUACGUUUAUACCCAGUCUAGAAUUUUAAAGGCUCGAUUGCAGUAUCUACGUGAUCAAUUUCAGAUUGCUGAAAACGAUUUUCUAACAUUUGAUGCUAUGAGACAUGCAGCUCAAUGCGUUGGUCGAGCAAUUAGAGGAAAAACUGAUUACGGUAUAAUGGUUUUCGCAGACAAGAGAUUUUCAAGGGCCGAUAAACGAAGUAAACUUCCAAAAUGGAUUCAAGAACAUCUUACUGAUAGUUUAUGCGAUUUAUCUACUCAAGAAGCUAUUCAAAUUAGUAAACGAUGGUUACGACAAAUGGCUCAAUCAUUUACGAGAGAAGAUCAAUUAGGACUUUCACUUCUAACGAGAGAACAACUUGAAAAAGAAGAAAUAAGUAAAAUAGAAGAAAAGGCCCAACAGAAUUAACAUGCCCAGUAUUUAAAGAGACUAAAUGCAAUACCAAGUUUUUGGUAAUUGAUGAAUAAUUUAAAAUGACACUUUCCAAAAAUAGUCAGUUUAUUUAAAGAAUACUUGCUCAUAAAAUUCAGAAAACGUUUAAAAUAAAUUGACUGAUUCCGAAAGUAUCAUGAAAUUGAUACAUUGAUGUUAAAGAUAUAAAUAGAUGAUAUUCAUAAAUUAAUUUUUGAAAUAUACUUUGUUAUACUUGAUAAUAAAAUCAAUGAAAAUUGAAA